AUGCCAUCCUCUACUGCCCUUACAACGAAGGUGGCUUCAGGGUCACCGUAUCAGCUGGAUAAGCCCCAGGUCGCCAAAGCUUCCUCCGCACUGCUGCGCCAUAUCAAGUCAAACCAGGAAGAGAAGGAAAAGUCCGCAACCAAGAAGACUCUGAUUGGCGAUAAUGACUCCGAUGAUGAGGAGACACCCAUCAACAAUGAAGCCGUUUGGCUCAUCCUCACCACCAAGAAGCACGUGGUAGACAAGAACCGCCUGAAGCCUGGAAAGAUCAGCCUCCCGCACUCCCUCAAUUCGUCGCCGUCGCUCAGUGUCUGUCUCAUCACUGCUGACCCACAGCGUGGUGUCAAGGACAUCGUCGCCGAUCCCUCCUUCCCCAAAGAACUUUCUUCGCGCAUCGAAAAGGUUAUCGGUUUCAGCAAGCUGAAGGCUCGCUACCAGAGUUUCGAGAGCCGCCGCCAACUGCUUGCUGAGCACGAUGUUUUCCUUGCCGACGAUCGCAUCAUCACCCGCCUGGUCAACACCCUUGGAAAGGUCUUCUACAAGUCGAGCAAGCGACCAAUUCCCAUUCGCAUUGCAGAGAUCGAGAAGGUUGACGGAAAGCGGGUCAAGAAGGACCCGAAGAACAAGCCCACUAAGGAAGACAAGAGCGCCGCAUUUGCCGCUCCUCUGAUCGUCGCAAAGGAGAUCGAGCGCACCUUGAGCUGCGCCUCCGUGCAGCUUGCGCCCUCCACUACUGCCGCCAUCCGCGUUGGUUCUUCCAAGUUCACUGCCGACCAAUUGUCCGAAAACAUUGCCGCCGUUGUCAAGGGUAUGACCGAGAAGUUCGUCGCAAAGGGCUGGAAAAACAUGAAGGCCAUUCACGUCAAGGGCGCCAACACCAUGGCAAUGCCUAUCUGGCUGGCCAGUGAGCUGUGGGUGGAGGAUGCUGAUGUGGUGGAGGAGACCCCCGAACUCGAGGGCGCCAAGAACAGCAAGAAGCGCAAGUCCAUUGGCGAGGAGAAGACCAUUGAGGCUAAGAAGACUAAGAAAUCCAAGUCUGCGGAAGACGAGGAGGAGGCUUCGUCGGGAGCGGCGCGGAAAGAGAAGCUCCAGCAGCUCAAGGCCAAGGCCCUUGAGGAUGGAGAGCCCGUUGCCACACCCAAGGCGGACAAGAAGAAGAGAAAGUCAACCUCAUGA
Penicillium longicatenatum is the source of this 1176-nucleotide messenger RNA. RefSeq lists its product as uncharacterized. NCBI's taxonomy places the organism in Eukaryota, Fungi, Ascomycota, Eurotiomycetes, Eurotiales, Aspergillaceae. The transcript is spliced from 2 exons. The record is from RefSeq and is a predicted model, not a curated record. Bases 1 to 1176 code for a protein of 391 amino acids.